Molecule: messenger RNA, 747 nt
Organism: Plasmodium gallinaceum
Lineage: Eukaryota; Apicomplexa; Aconoidasida; Haemosporida; Plasmodiidae
Product: conserved Plasmodium protein, unknown function
Exons: 10
Coding region: 1-747 (248 amino acids)
Source: RefSeq, a predicted model, not a curated record
AUGAUACUAAAUUAUAUUUUCCAUAAUUCUAGUUUAAAAACCUACGAAAAUAAAAAUGAAAAUAUUAAAAAAAACAAGUUAACCUCUUUCCAAAGUUGUAUAGAAAAUAUGUCUAUUACAUUUGUAUUAUUCGGUUCUUUUAUGAUAAUUUUUAACAUUUUUAUGAACUUUUUUUAUAUUAGAAGAGAUGAGUUUUCAAUCUCCUUAAAAUUAUUUUUUAUAACAUCUGGUUUAUGGGCAAUUAUAAUUAUGAUCCAAAUGUUAACCUUUUUUUUUUCUUCUAAUUUUUUUGAAAAUUCAACGCAUUUACUUUUAAAUUAUUCUAAAAAUAAAAAAGAUAAAUGGAACCCAUUUAAUACAGGAAUUUUUUUAACUAAUGUACUAACUUUUAGUUGUAUAUCUAUUUUAUCCUUUUAUGGAAUAUUCUCAUAUAUAACAAACAUGUUUAAUUUUACAAAUGCCAGUAUUAUUGCUUCGAUUAUUUUCAGUUUAUCAAUGAAUUUGAUAUUUGUUUCAAUGCAAUUUUUAUAUAUAUUUCUGAGAGUAUAUCAAAUUAAGAAUAUAGAAUUUAACUAUUAUUUAUCUCUUUUUUUACCUGGUUUUGCUUAUAUGCUAGAAUUGAUUGAGAUGAAAAUAAAAUCUAAAAUAAGAGAGAAUUUAUUAGAUAAAAAAUCUAAAAAAAAACAUAAACAAAAAAUUAUAUACCAAAAUAUACAUCAAGAUGAAAAUUUAUAUUUAAUUAAUUAG